AUGGUAUCGCUCAAGACCCUUCUCAGGGCCGCCGGCCUGGCCGCCACCGUGGCCGUCGCCAGCCCGAUCCACCAGUCCCUCGACCUGGUCGGCGCCUCCUCCUCCUCCCUGGCUACUCGUGCCGACCCGAGUCUGACGGGAUACCUCGGCGCGUUCUUCCUCGGAGCGGACCCGUACGUCUACCUGUACCUCUCCCAAGGCAACAGCGCGACCUCGUUCCGCGCCCUCAACGGCGGCUCGCCCGUGCUCCGCCCGACCAAGGGCACCGGCGGCGUGCGCGACCCGUCCAUCGUCCAGGGCGGCGGCGCCGACAAGGACAAGAAGUGGUUCAUUAUCGGAACCGAUCUGAACAUCGAUAAGACGACCUGGGAUGCCGCUCAAAGGCAGGGAUCUAGGGGCAUCUUUGUCUGGGACAGCACGGAUCUCGUCAACUGGGGCAACGAGAGGUUCGUCGUCGUCGAAGACGCCAGCGCCGGUAUGGUCUGGGCCCCCGAUGCCAUCUGGGACCCGACAAAGGGACAGUACCUGGUCCACUGGGCGUCCAAGUUCUAUGCCGCCUCGGACCCCAACCACACCGGCGCGCCCGGGUCCACCGUGAUCCGCUACGCCUACACCUCCGACUUCCGCACCUUCUCGACCCCCCAGACGUUCAUUGACAAGUCGCCCACCGACGUCAUCGACCUCAACAUCCUGCCCAUCUCCAGCGACGGCCGCUCCUUUGCGCGCUUCCUCAAGGACGAGACCCUCAAGACCGUCUUCGUCGAGGUCACCACCGACGGCCUGUUCGGCACGUGGACGCGCCCCGGCGGGAGCUCCGCCACCAUCGCCAGCGGCGUCGAGGGCCCCGCCGCCUACUGGGACAACCAGGUCGCCGGCAAGGCCCACGUCCUGCUCGACUUUUACGGCGACGACGGGUACCGCCCGUACGAGACGGCCAACGUCGCCAGCAACGCGGGGUGGAGCGCCAGCCCGCGCACCGGGUUCCCCAGCGGCCUGAGACACGGCAGCGUGCUGCCGAUCAACCAGACGGUGUACGAUGCCUUGGAAACGCGCUGGGGCUGA
Messenger RNA from Colletotrichum graminicola M1.001, 1062 nucleotides. Its product is annotated as arabinosidase. NCBI's taxonomy places the organism in Eukaryota, Fungi, Ascomycota, Sordariomycetes, Glomerellales, Glomerellaceae. The coding region runs from base 1 to 1062 and encodes 353 amino acids. The transcript has 3 exons. The record is from RefSeq and is a predicted model, not a curated record.